AUGGCACAGCUGAGGCCGACUUUACGACUGAUAUUCUCGAAUCUACCGCUGGAGCGACGUGAGCCACUGCGACGUGUUUGCAGGGCAUGGAAUUCCGAAGUGCUGCAGAUGCCUGCAACGCUAAAAGUUGAGCGAAUUAUCGGCAAACGCCGAUCCUUCCAAAUCGUCACCACACGGCUCGAUGUUCGGUUCGAUGGCUUUGCGCCUCUUGAAAAGUGUUAG
Messenger RNA from Gongylonema pulchrum, 222 nucleotides. The record is from the annotation of a GenBank genome assembly. Lineage: Eukaryota; Metazoa; Nematoda; Chromadorea; Rhabditida; Gongylonematidae.